AUGGCGGGCAGGCAAACAAGGGGGCGACAGAGAAUCCCGAUCAGGCUGAUCGAAAACCAGGACGAUCUGUACGCCACCUUCUCGAAGCGGCGAUUGGGGCUUUAUAAGAAGGCAAGCGAGCUGAGCACGCUUUGUGGUGUGGACAUUGGUAUAAUUAUCUUCUCCCCUACCGACAACCCUUUCUCCUUCUUCCAUCCGUCGAUGGAAUCGGUCAUCGACCGAUUUCGGAACCCCAACCAGCCCCUCAGCGACUACGCGCGGGUGGUUGAGGCUCACACACGCGCCCGGAUCGAUAACCUGAACCGGCGCCUGGACGAGAUCCAUGAGGAGAAGGACCGCCUCAAGGAGAGGGAGAAGGAGCUCGACGAGAUCGACCGGAAUCGGCCCAAGGGGUGGUGGGAGGAUACCCCGAUCGAGAGCCUCUCGCCGGAGCAGGUCCUGGAAUGGAAGGCGUGGUUUCGCGCCUUCAAGAACUUCGACUUCCCUCCGGGGCCGUCGUCGUCUACUUACUCCCCGGUGGCAUUCGGGGAUCACCAGUUUGCCACCACACAGUACUUUGAUGCGCCGCCGUACGCUUCGGGUGGUGCGAGUGGAAGCGGCAGCGGCGGCGGCGGAGGAGGACAGUACUUUGUUACUCAGGCGGGUGAGGGGCCGUCUGGUAGUGGCAGCGGGCAGUUUUCUGUCCCGUAUAAUUUUGGUGCUCCUCCAUUUGGGGCGGAGGUUCCGUCGGCGUCGGCGGCGGGGGCGGCUGGAGGAAGUGGCGGUGGUGGCCAGUUUCCUCCGAUGCAGUACAAUUAUUUUCCACCACCGCCGCAACAACCGGAUCAUGAUAACCAGAAUCAGGAUCCGACAUCAGCUACUGUUGGAGAAUAUUCCAUACAGUAUAAUUAUAUUCCCCGGUGGGGGCAGGAUCCGUCUGCUGGUGGAGGAGCCGGUCCUUCCCACCGUGGGAAAAUUUAA
This is a messenger RNA of Erythranthe guttata (spotted monkey flower), 960 nucleotides long. Lineage: Eukaryota; Viridiplantae; Streptophyta; Magnoliopsida; Lamiales; Phrymaceae. The record is from RefSeq and is a predicted model, not a curated record.